Messenger RNA from Anisakis simplex (herring worm), 1548 nucleotides. The record is from the annotation of a GenBank genome assembly. Lineage: Eukaryota; Metazoa; Nematoda; Chromadorea; Rhabditida; Anisakidae.
ACCGAAAAGCAGUGCUGUUGCGGUAUGCUAGCGUUAAUGCUGGCUGUGAAACGGCAUGUCGCUGAUGGUUAUACUGUUUUGAGUGUUCUGAACAAAUUGAAUGCCUCGUUUUGUUCAUUUCCGAUGUGUGUGUCACCCCGAGCAAUUAACGGUUCAUCGAAAGACACCACCACAGGUGCUUGUAACUCCGAUCCUGACGAGGUUACUCAAAGGGAAGAUUGUUCAUGUUCGUCACAAACAGACAGAGAUAUACAUCCAAAUAAUGACACCAUCAAAGUGGAUACGAAUCAGCAGAAGUUAAAACGUAAGUGGAUGGGUAGACGUGCUCAUGCAGUUGCGCUCCGAACUCGUAUCAGUCGAUUACGAUCUGAAGAUGCACUUGAAAUCAGCAGUCUUCAAUCGGAGAAAAAUGAAGAGGUUCAAAGGAAUGACCAAUCUUGUGUGGCUGAAGUUGAAAGGGAUUUGGAACGACGAGCCAACGAAAUGAUUAAUAUCUUAAGAAACGGCGGCGCAUCCAACGAAGUCCGCGUUCAACCUGGUGCAAGUCAGAAGUCGGAAGAUUUAACUGAGCAAGAUUCAUCGAUACAUGUGAAUCGAUAUCGGAAAAUUAUUUAUUCUGAAGGUGAACUCGAUUCUUCUGAUCUUUCGCUUCCACCGUCCAGCACGAAUCCUCAUCCAUUCGAUCCGUCAGCGAAUCCAUCACUUUUACCCCCCACGCAUUCUCGUGCUUUAACCACCUAUGUGAAUCAUUUAGCACUUCUUCAAAAUCUUGUUCAUCUUGGUGUUGAUUUAUUGGAGGUUGAUACCAAUAAUAGUCAAUUAGGGCGUCAUUUGAUUCGGUUAGAUUGGAACCGAGAUGUAAGACCAAAAUUGGAGUGGCUGUUGGAGACGGGUGUACCGAUUACUGAUCUCGGUUCAUAUUUGACAAGAAAUCCUUUCUUUCUUAUCAUUGAUCUCGAUUCUAUGAAGGUUCGAGUGAAUUAUCUUCGCUCGAAGAAGUUUACCAAAAAGCAAAUUGUUAAAAUUAUUACUGAGUUCAGGUAUUGGUUGAAUACUGAUGUACGCACAAUGGAUUCACGAUUAGGAUGGAUUCAGAAGUCAUUUUCAUUGUCCGCGGAUAGAAUGCGAUCGUUAAUUGUCAAGGAACCUCGUAUUGUUAUGUUUGGAAUUGCUCCUCUUCAGAGGAUAAGUGACAUGCUCUUAAAGGAGAUGGAAUUCUCGAAAUAUGAAGUGAAAAAAAUGUUGUUAGAGGAUCCUCGUCUUUUCUUGAUGGAUGCAUCGCACAUAACAAUGAGUUAUGCGUAUUUACAUUAUACGAUGGGUUUACAAAAUGCUCAAAUAGCGAAUUAUCCGUUGGCGUUGAGGUGUUCAAUUGCAUCGAUUCGACGUCGACACGAAUAUCUUGUGAAGUUGAAACGAAACAACUAUAUCGAAGGUACACCGGAUGCAGUUUCAUUGAAACAAUUGUUACACCCAUCUGAUCGAUAUUUUGCUGUGAAUGUUGCACGAACGUUUCUUGUUGCUUACAAUCAAUUUCUGAAAACGUGA